AUGUCCUCUGAACUGAACUCCAGUCUCACCAGUAUCGACUGGCUGCCUCCUGGGAUCAGCAGCCUGCGCUCAGGGAAAGAGAGAGGAGGAGGAGAGAGGGACAAGAAGAGAGACAGAGGGAGGGAGAGGGGAGACUUUCUCCCCACUCUGCCGGACCCCUCCCACUCUAACUACAAGGGGAAACCCCCUCACAGCUAUGCCACUCUCAUUGCCAUGGCAAUAGCAGCUGCACCUGAGAGGAAGUUGAGUUUGAAUGACAUCUACACCUGGAUCAGUGACCUCUUCCCCUACUACAGCCGAGCUGGCCGCGGCUGGAAAAACUCCAUUCGGCAUAAUCUGUCCCUUAAUAAAUGCUUCAGGAAAGUUCCUCGACCACAGAGUGACCCCGGCAAGGGUUCCUAUUGGACAAUGGAUGGACCUGCAGAGAUCAAUCAAGUGAGGGCGCCUAAACGUCCAUACCCAGAGGAGGAAGAGGAGAGGCAGGACGUUCCUGUAGGGACACAAGCAGAGAGCAGAGCUUCUCCUCAUCAACCUCCACCUCCAUCCUCACACAGAGACCACCAGCUUCUUAACAAAGAGCCUCUGGGAGCCAUCCAGCAGCAGCAGCCUCCCCACUUUGCCUCUCUUUCCCCACCCCCAUGCAAGCAACCAUCACCCUACAUGCCAAGCCCUGUGUCCACUCACUCUCUCCACAAUCCAUCUCCUGCUGCCCCUAUGUCUUCUAUUAGUUCCUUUCCACAUCACCAUCCACCUGGUCCAACUUUUACACCCCCUCCUGUCUCUGCUUCUCCUUUAUCUGCUGCCAAUAUGUCUUCUCCUGCAGCUCAUUCUUUCUCCAAUGCCCCUUUGUCCUAUCCUGCUAAUUCAGUUUCUGCUCCCACUUUCACCUGCGCUCCUACCUCAGUGCCUGUUUGCACUGUGUCCGCCCCCCCUCACUCCUCUGCAUGUGCUGUCCCUUCAUCUGUUGCUGGUCCUCCUGUUGUCUCAGUGAACCCCCCCGAGCCUCAGCUGCUUUUCACCUUCGAUGAGAUGAUCUUGCCAGACUUGUAUGCGUCUUUCAAAUCUAUCUUCAAGACGAUGCGGGACAGGGGUGGCUCACAGUCGGAUGUUGGUCCACUGGCUCCUCUGAACAAUGACACUACCCCACUUCACACUCCAACUCUGCUACCGUUAUCUCCUCACGCUGCACCAACAGCAGCACCUCCACCUGCCGCACCUCCAUCAGCUGCACACCCUCCUGAGACAGAGCGCAUUCCACAAUACACGGUUCCAGCUGACUGGUUCAGUAACCCUGAUUCUCUGAAGGAGAGCGUCCGCAUUGCCAGCAGUCUAGACUGGGCCAACAUAGACCUCUCUGGUCACCCAGACCUGCUGGAGGGCAUGCGACAGGCGGAGCUCUGUGACUGGGCCUUGGACCCUACGCUCUUCACCUCCCUCUGUGACUCUCUGAACCGUUUCUUCACUCAGAAAGUUCACCCCGUCAGCGGAGUGCAGCCCCCCCGGAGGGCUCCGCACAUGCAGGGACAAAGACCUCAGUUCACACAACCUGCAAACACAACUGCUGGGAUGCAGCCUCAGUCUAUGACGCCCCGACAGCGUCCUCCAUUAAAGAAUCUGCACAGCAACAGCGAGGAGAUCCAGGACGACUUUGACUGGGAUUCUCUGCUAGGUUGACCCGGACUGCCUGUUUGGACCAACCAUUAAAACAGGAGUUUCAGAGAAAUGUGGCUCUUUAGUCUUUACAGCCGUCUCCACUAAACUCUAUGCAGGGGCUGCCUUACUUUUGUAUCUUGAAGCUUCUCUGAGAGCAAGUUUGGGAUCAAGUGUGUCACAUUCGACUGAAUGCUGUAUUUUAAGGUUAAAAUAUUUGUACAAUUGAUUCACCUGUAUUCAAAUUCAUAGCUGUUAUAACUUGUGUCUAUCUUUUUUCUGCAGGCACCUUAGAUGCUUUUUGUUUCUGUUGGAUGUAAGAUUUUAAAACAUUUUCAUCAAAGAAAAUAAACUGUAAAUAUAUUCUUAUCACAUUAUCUGCAGAAAAUAAAUACUUAUGGGAUGUUUGGAUAUUGACAAUAAAGACAUAACAAGCAUGAAACAAGCCAAACACAUAAAGUGUUUUUGUUUUAUUUCGUAAAUUCCUUUUGAUUUUUUUUCCAUUUUACUUUUCAAAUGUGAAUGUUCACAGUCAUCACCACACAAAAGUCAACCUUACCCAAUAAAAGAUAUUUUCUUGUUGAUAUAAAAUAACAAUUCAUCAAACUAAAUUAAAAGAACAGCAUGGAGCAUGUC
Eleginops maclovinus (Patagonian blennie) is the source of this 2286-nucleotide messenger RNA. It is a transcript of the gene foxj2, whose product is annotated as forkhead box J2. The record is from RefSeq and is a predicted model, not a curated record. Lineage: Eukaryota; Metazoa; Chordata; Actinopteri; Perciformes; Eleginopidae. Gene Ontology annotation, cellular component: nucleus. Gene Ontology annotation, molecular function: RNA polymerase II cis-regulatory region sequence-specific DNA binding; DNA-binding transcription factor activity, RNA polymerase II-specific. Gene Ontology annotation, biological process: regulation of transcription by RNA polymerase II.